This is a messenger RNA of Hippopotamus amphibius kiboko, 6069 nucleotides long. RefSeq names its product iduronate 2-sulfatase (gene IDS). The transcript is spliced from 9 exons. The coding region runs from base 144 to 1790 and encodes 548 amino acids. The record is from RefSeq and is a predicted model, not a curated record. NCBI's taxonomy places the organism in Eukaryota, Metazoa, Chordata, Mammalia, Artiodactyla, Hippopotamidae. Gene Ontology annotation, molecular function: iduronate-2-sulfatase activity.
CCUGGAUCCUGGCCUGCGCGGCCGAAUGCGGUCGCCUCGCGCAGUGUGGUGGGGUUUAGCACGCAGGACAGGCGGCGGGGGCUGUUUGGCGGUCCUGCUGAAACCUGUCGCCGUCGCCCCGGAGUGGCCGCGCCAGGGCAAAAAUGCUGCCACCCGGCCGGGGCCUGCUCUGGCUUGGCCUGGUCCUGGGCUCUGUCUGCGCCUCCCUCCGAUCCGCGGAGCCUGGCAACUCGGCCACAGAUGCUCUGAAUGUCCUUCUAAUCAUCGUGGAUGACCUGCGCCCUUCCCUGGGCUGUUACGGGGACAAGCUCAUAAGGUCCCCAAACAUCGACCAGCUGGCCUCCCACAGCCUCCUCUUCCAGAAUGCCUUUGCCCAGCAAGCUGUGUGCGCCCCAAGCCGCGUGUCCUUCCUCACCGGGAGGAGACCAGACACUACCCGCCUGUAUGACUUCAACUCCUACUGGAGGGUGCACGCCGGAAACUUCUCCACCAUCCCCCAGUACUUCAAGGACAAUGGCUACGUGACCAUGUCGGUUGGAAAAGUCUUUCACCCUGGAAUAUCUUCCAAUCAUAGUGAUGAUUCUCCAUAUAGCUGGUCUAUUCCACCUUAUCAUCCCUCCUCUGAAAAGUAUGAAAACACCAAGACCUGUAGGGGACCAGACGGAGAACUCCAUGCCAACUUGCUGUGCCCUGUGGAUGUGGCGGAUGUGCCCGAGGGCACCCUGCCUGACAAGCAGAGCACCGAGCAAGCCGUACGGUUGUUGGAGAAGAUGAAAACAUCAGCCAGUCCUUUCUUCCUGGCUGUGGGGUAUCAUAAGCCACACAUCCCCUUCAGAUACCCCAAGGAAUUUCAGAAGCUGUAUCCCUUGGAGAAUAUCACCCUGGCUCCUGAUCCCCAGGUCCCUGCCGGCCUCCCUCCUGUGGCGUACAACCCCUGGAUGGACAUCAGGCAGAGGGAGGAUGUCCAAGCCUUAAACCUCAGCGUGCCCUACGGCUUGAUUCCCGCCGACUUUCAGCGGAAAAUCCGCCAGAGCUACUUUGCCUGUGUUUCGUAUUUGGAUACACAGGUUGGCCACCUUUUGAGCGCUCUGGACGACCUUCAGCUGGCAGGCAGCACGAUCGUGGCGUUCACCUCCGAUCACGGCUGGGCUCUAGGUGAACAUGGAGAAUGGGCCAAAUACAGCAAUUUUGACGUCACUACUCGUGUGCCCCUGAUGUUCUAUGUUCCGGGAAGGACGGCUCCGCUUCCGGCAGCAGGCGAGAAGCUCUUCCCUUACCUCGACCCUUUUGAUUCCGUCUCAGAAUCGAUGGAGCCAGGCCGGCAAGCUGGGGACAUCGUGGAACUGCUCUCCCUCUCCCCCACGCUCGCUGGACUUGCGGGGCUGCCCGUCCCUCCUCGCUGCCCCAUCCCCUCGUUUCACGUGGAGCUGUGCCGAGAAGGCCGGAACCUUCUGAAGCAUUUUCAGGUCCAUGACUCGGAAGAGGAUCCAUCCGUCCGUAGUAAUCCCCGAGAGUUGGUGGCCUAUAGCCAGUACCCCCGGCCUGCAGACUCUCCUCAGUGGAAUUCUGACAAGCCGAGUUUAAAAGAUAUAAAGGUCAUGGGCUACUCCAUACGCACAAUAGACUAUAGGUAUACUGUGUGGGUCGGCUUCAGUCCCCGGGAGUUUGUGGCUAACUUCUCAGAUGUGCACGCAGGGGAGCUGUAUUUUGUAGCUUCUGACCCUUUGCAGGAUCACAAUAUGUAUAAUGACUCCCACGGUGGCGCCCUUCCCCUAUCAUUGAUGCCUUGAGUUUUGCCAACAACAGAGGGCAUAUAUAACGCAUUGCCUUCCAGCUGGUGAGAGAGGGAAUUAGAGCUGGUUAUUUCAUGAUUACCCAUAAUAUUGAAAGCAACCCCAGGGGUAGGCAGUCAAAACAUGCAUCGACAAUUUGGCCUAAGAAUACGUUAACAGCCGAAAUUUUCCAUUUUGUCUUUAUAAUUGGUAAUUGGUCUGGGGCUGGGCUGAACCUUUUCUUUCUUUCUUUUUUUUUUUUUUUUUUUUUUGGAACAGUCAUAGCUUAUUCAUUGAAUGAAUAAGUACAGAGUGAGCAAAUUAAAACUGUCAUAGCUUUAGAGCUCAAGGCCAUAGUAACUGAACAUAACACUGUAUUAAAGAAAUACUUUUAAUUAUUUGUGAAAUUUAAUGUAUUUCAAAAAGUAACCACAUGUCAAAUUAGGUUUGACACUAAGUUCCUGGUUCUUUUGUUUAUAACUUAAUAAUAUAUCUUAUCUAGCCGAAUAUAUUCAAAAUAUUGUAUCAACAUGUACUCUAGGAUUCUUUUUAAAUGUAAAGUUAAAUAAUAAUGCUAGAUGCCAAUGCCUUAAAGUCUAGCUUCAAUUUUUCUAAGAUUGCAAAUAUUCAAAUCCAAGAAUAAAAUAUGCAUGAAGUGAUUAAUGUGGAAUUUCUACAUCAGAUAAUAAAUAAUGCUCAGUAAACUAGACGCAUGGGAUGUAUGAGAAAUUCAGUUAAAAUUUUUCAGAGACUCUCUGGCCCAAACAAUAAUUUGUUAGCCAGUAAUAUGACCCUUGAACCCAAAGGCCAUCUAUUAAAAGACAUCUUUAUUCACAGUGGCAAAUAGUGAAAGGCAUCACUGUAUCCAUGAAUUGAGUCAUUCAGAACCAUUAGUGUUCUCUUCUCUAGAGGUGGUUGGUUGCAGACAUCUAUUUAUCCAGGAGGCAGGAAAUUGUCAACUUUUUAAUUGCUGAUUAAAGAUAACAUUAAUUUUAUUAACGUCUAAAUUAUUUUGAGAACUGUGAAAACUUUUCAUUAAUGUAAUAUUAGGUGAUUUAUAAUCCCCCAGAAUGUGGUUCUGUAUUCCCUAAAUAUGAAUAUAACCAGAAAGGCAGGUGGUAGUAAUAAGCUUAGCCUUACAUCAUCUUGAAAAGAAUGGAAUAUUCACAGGUCAUAUUCACAACAUGUUGAAGUUGAUCAAUUAUGAAGAGUCUUCAGAAGAGUCAAGCAUUCUCUUAAUAAACAUCUAAUGUAGUCCUAUAUCAAAGUAACUUCUAGUAAUUCUUUCUUUACAAAUGCUGCUUCGGUGUUUAAAGGUAAAUGUUUGUGAAACGAAAUACAGCAAAUUAAGUUACUUCCCUGUGUUAAAUUGCAACCAAAAAGGCAAGAUAUUAUAAGAUUAUUUCGAAUCAGUAAAAUUUCAAAUACAGAUUUUGUUUUCAUUACUAAUUAGCCUACAAUGGAGGCGUAUAUGGUAACACAACAAUUUCUACUUGAGGAGUGGAAGGGCCCUAUUCCUCUCUCCUGAUCCUGAAGCUUGUCUCUCUUCUAGAAGCCUCAGCGUUUGAGGAUGGUUUCCCUCAGCCUUUUCUUUCUCCUUCUUCAUCCUCUUUAUUGCUCACAUCACUUCCACUAAGAAUUUUACAGUCCAGUCAAAUUCCUCAUGACGUAUUUUCAGUGUGUUUAGCUUCAUCUUGUGCUACACGGUUACAACGCGAAGUUUUCACUCAGGCUUUUAUUUUGCAUUCCUGGUUGGCUGUCAUAUGUACAGUUCAUCAUUUUUUCUCUCUUUAUUUCUUGAAGCACAGUUUUAGUAUCAAAAAUCUUCAAUUUCUUCUCUUGCUGAAGUCGUAAGCUGAACUGUGCCAAAGUGAGCAAAGUGACAUGCAUUCUGGCCACCACUCACCCAUGUGGCCGAAGCCACAGCCGGGGCUGAGUCUGCUUUGGGGCGUUUUGCAUGUAGCUGUGGCUCUGCUGGAAGUGCUUAUGUGUCCUCUUUUCUCCGCAAGGGCGUAGCCUCAGAAUGCUUCCACUCUCCUUAGGUUUUAGCAUUUCUUGGCCUUGCUUUACAAAUCUCUCCUUUUAGAAGCGUGGCUGCAUUUUACGUUCAGGGAUGUGCUCUUCUAAAUCAUCUGACAGAUGAUGGUUGUUUUUUGUGGUUUUGACACUGAACCCAGCUUAGAGCCACUUUGGCGCGUCUCCAGCGUGCAUCGGGAUGAGCGGCUGCUCUCCGGUUUUCACACAUCAAAGCCGACCACGUUCCUUAUCUUGACUCAAGUUAGAGAAACCACAUCUUCGUUGCAUCACAUAACCUUUCUCUGAUCCCGCUGAGCCAGACACAGUUUGUUAAUGGUUCUCUAGUCACUCUUUGUAGAAAUCCCUAUUUCACUUGAGCCAUGGGUUCUUUUAUGCAGUUUAGUUGAGACCUGGACUAGUGAUCUCAGAAAUUUUGAGUGGCCCUAAUUCAGUGGCUUAGAAACACGAGGGUGCAGCAGAAGCAUCCUAAGGGCUGGUGCUGGGUUCUGCCUACAGAGCUUCUGCUUCAGAGUGUCUGGGCUGGGGCCCGGAAGUCGGCACUUCUGACAAAUCACCCUGCUCCUCCAAAGAGCGCACUUGAGAACCACUGCCCCAGGUGUGUGCUGACCAGUAGCCACUAGGCACAUGUGACUAUUUAAAUUUCAAUUAAUUAAAAUGAAAUAAACAUGUCAAAAGCAGAAUCUCUGUUGCACAUGCCAUAUUUCAAGUGCUCAAGAGCCAUUGUGGGUCGUGGCUACUGUAUCAGACAGCACCGAUCUACAGUCUUUCCGUUGUGGCAGAAAGUGGACUGAGCGGAGCUGCCCUAGAUUAACUCAAUUUGAGCUCAUCCACCUGGCUGUUGGUAUGUUCAACCUGUGGGCUGAUUGUCUACUCUGCGUUUGCCCACAAAGACUUGUCCAGCGCUGAGCCAUGUCUGUUUGGUUUAAGCCUAGCAUAGGCAGUUCUCUCUGGCGGUCAGCCUCUUCCUCUCCACUCUCACCGCCAUCAACCCAGCCCUUCGCACCUCCUUCCCAAGUAGUUUACCUCCCUCCCUCUUUCCUCCCCUGCUCCCAAAGAAUCCACGUGUCUUCCUGAAAUCCCUCUUUGAUCAUGCCCUUUGAGAACACCGUUAGUGCCUCCUACUGGGUCUACACAGACCUCCGCUGAGCAGUCAGAGUCUUCCCUGACUCCACAAAACCCCUUUCCUCUGCUGACCAGUUUGAGCACUGGCACCUGACUCUCCCUUGCCGAUCCCUGCCUCCCUGCCCACCCCUAGAUUGUCCCCUCCUCCCUUCACCAUCCAUCCAUUCGUGACCACUCUCCACAGCCCGCUCCAAGACCCCCACUUUCAAGAGGCUGAGGGGUUUGAACUCUCUAGACUGCAUCAUGGGAUGAAAUGAGUGUCGCUGAAGAGUCUUUUGGGCAUCUUAUUUUUAAAAGAUUUUUUUUUUCUGAUUCUAAAAUUACUGUGUUAAUUUUAGAAAAAUUGGAAAACAGAAAUGUAGUGAGAGGUAAGAAAACGCAUCAGUAUUUUACACCAAGAUAGUCACUUAAUAUCUUGUCUUUUCUGGGGUGUAAAUUUUUUACAUUGUUAUGAUCAUACAAUGUGCUUUAUUAUGCAAUUUUAUAUUCCUGUUUUUUCACUAAAUAUUAUAUGUGGUUAUUACAGGUUUUUGCAAAGAUACUUUAUACUGGUGGUAGUAUAUUUUUUUGUGUAGUUUUAUCAUAAUUUCCUUACCCUUCUUUCAAUUAUUGGAAAUUUCAUCAAUUUCCAAAUUUUCGGUAUUGUAAAUAAUGUGGUGGUGAGCAACUUCGUGAAUAAACUGUUUCUGUGUAUUUCACAUUGCUCCCUUAGGACAGGCGCUUGGUGCCAAUUUGCCAAAAGCAUCUCCAUUUCAGUCCUCGCCCUACCCUCCUGCUCCCUUAGGGAAGUAAAACGGAAAAUAAAGCAGACAAGCCUACAGAUUAUACAAAUCAUAAAAACAAAAUAAUAGGUGUAAGUGGCAUCCUGUAUGAGCUUAGAACCCUUUGCUUACUAAUGACCUUGAUCAUUGUUUUCACUGUACAGUGGUUGGGCAUUUAUAUUUCUAGUUAUGUGAAUUUGCCUUUAAAUUUUAGGUUUCGCUUUUUUAAGUAAUCAAAUUGCUCUCUUCCUACGUGAUAUUUUUUCCCCGUCUUUUCCUAUUAAAUGUGGAGACCUUUCCCAAUCUGGAGAUUUAAUAAAUAUUCACAUUCCUUAGCUUUUCUCGUGGUUGGUUUUUAUACUUAACUUACCCUGUCU